Molecule: messenger RNA, 4879 nt
Organism: Xyrauchen texanus (razorback sucker)
Lineage: Eukaryota; Metazoa; Chordata; Actinopteri; Cypriniformes; Catostomidae
Gene: abhd2a
Product: abhydrolase domain containing 2, acylglycerol lipase a
Exons: 11
Coding region: 241-1542 (433 amino acids)
Biological process (GO): medium-chain fatty acid catabolic process; sperm capacitation; acylglycerol catabolic process
Cellular component (GO): sperm flagellum; sperm plasma membrane
Molecular function (GO): monoacylglycerol lipase activity; acetylesterase activity
Source: RefSeq, a predicted model, not a curated record
GAGACGAAGAGGGAGGAAAAUGCUAGAACGGGAUAGCGGAUAAUGCAACGCGAAAUAAACAUACUGUGUCCUAACGGGAAAGCUCACAUCUCAUUUUGAUCGAUACGGGAAAAGGGAGCCGUUUGUUAUCGCUUUGAUGAAGCAGAAUUGACUAGAUCACUGUGACCUAAAAUUCACAUCUCCAUCAGAGAAUAAGUGUUCACAUACAAGGAACCAAACUACUAACCUACAAAAGCAAAAAUGAGUUCUCACGAUUCAGAGGUGUACAUGGUCGCACCGGAGAUGCCGGCCAUGUUUGACGGCAUGAAGUUGGCGGCUGUUGCCACAGUGCUCUACAUCAUCGUCCGAUGCCUAAAUUUGAAAAGUCCUACAGCUCCUCCAGAUCUCACAUACCAGGAAACAGUGCUCAACCACUUCCUUCUUAAGUCCUGCCCUAUCCUGACCAAAGAGUACAUUCCUCCUCUGCUAUGGGGUAAAAGUGGUCAUCUUCAGACGGCCCUCUACGGAAAGUUGGGUCGAGUUAGUUCUCCACACCCGUACGGCCUGCGCAAAUAUCUGCCCAUGCAGGAUGGGGCCACAGCAACUUUUGACCUCUUUGAACCACUAGGGGAUCAUCAAACUGGAGAGGAUGUCACCAUGGUAAUUUGCCCUGGCAUUGGGAACCACAGUGAGAAGCACUAUAUCCGCACAUUUGUGGAUCAUUCACAGAAACAGGGCUACCGCUGUGCUGUGCUCAAUCACCUUGGAGCAUUGCCUAACAUUGAGCUCACCUCACCACGCAUGUUCACCUACGGCUGUACAUGGGAGUUUGCAGCAAUGGUGGGCUUCAUAAAGAAGGCCUUUCCCCAGACAAAACUCAUUGUGGUGGGCUUUAGUCUGGGGGGAAAUAUUGUGUGCAAGUUCCUGGGAGAGAACCGCACCAACCAGGAGCGUGUUUUGUGCUGUGUGAGCGUGUGUCAGGGCUACAGUGCAUUAAGGGCCCAGGAGACGUUUCUGCAGUGGGACCAGUGCCGUCGCUUCUAUAACUUCCUAAUGGCCGACAACAUGAAGAAGAUCAUUUUGUCUCACAGGAGCGUUUUAUUUGGGAUGGGCUCAACUAAAAUGGUGGAUGCAGAUUUGAGUCGGCUCUACACUGCCACUUCCCUCAUGCAGAUUGAUGACAACAUCAUGAGAAAAUUCCAUGGUCACAACUCUCUGAAGGAGUACUACGAGAAGGAGAGCUGUGUUCAUUACAUUCAUAAUAUAAAUGUGCCUCUGCUGCUGGUGAACUCUGGUGAUGAUCCUCUUGUGCACAACACUUUGCUCACCAUACCUCGUACACUUGCAGAAAAGAAAGAAAAUGUCAUCUUUGCUCUAACACUGCACGGUGGGCACCUGGGUUUCUUCGAGGGUGCUGUACUAUUCCCUCAGCCCCUCACCUGGAUGGACAAGGUCAUUGUUGGCUACACCAACGCCAUCUGCCAGUGGGAGAAGCAGAAACCACCGUGCCAAAGUCAAGUCACCCAUUCCAGUGAAACCAAAUGCCAAGACAGUAAAUCCUAACCGUCCACCGUCAUCUCCAGUUUACCACCACAGAGAUCAUUUGCACCAUGCACAUAAGGGAUAAUGCCACCAUCUUCAAGCGUUUACUGUUAGUGUGUAAAAAGUUGUUUUCUCUUAAUCACAGUUUACCAACAUGCUGAAUCGCAACUUCUUAAACAUUUCCGAGAGAGAGAGAGAGCAGAAAAGUCACUCGACGACCAAAAACAAUCUAAUAUCGUGUGUAGCGAGGAUGCAGUUUAGAUUUACAGUAGUUCGUAGUUUCAUACUACGCUGAUUCAGUAUAUGUCUUUAGCCCUCUAAUUACGAAACAUUAAAAACUGUUUAGUUUACGACAUCUAUAGAGGACAAGCUCUCGCAAUAGCACACUAAAACAAGUUUCAGGUCACAUUUCACCUUAAAAUAAAAUAACAAAAAUAUAUAUAGCAAAUAAUAUUUUUUUUUUUACAUUGUGACAUAAUUUUCAUGACAAUUAAGCACAUUAUUCUCACAAAUUCUCUGUUUAAAUCUCAUAACAUUCUCAGUACUGUAAUACAUUACUUUUUAUUGAAUUACAAUGAUAAAAAAAUAUGUAUAUAUAUAUAUAUAUAUAUGUAUAUAUUUUUUUAUUCAAACCAGCAUAAAUCGAAUGCUGUACAACAAAUGAUAUCAGGGUUUUAAAAUAGACUUUAUUUUCUUUACGCAAAAUAAAUGUUCUUCUUUCUUUAGAUUUUGGGGUGAAAUAUGACAUGUUCUUGACCAGUUUCGUGAGAUUCACCCUGUCAGUUUAGUAAACCAACAAGGCUUACUUCACAGUACAUAACACAUGAUUUUACAGAAAGUGACCGUUAAGCAGGCACUGUGUGCUUAUGGAUACGACAGACACGCCGUUUGUGCUCGUACUGUGUGAUAUCAACCAUCUAACUUCUAUUUUUGGUCUGGUAACCAUUUUAGCACAGGCUAGCUUUCAUAUUACUCAUAUAAAUUCAUUUAGAACCAGAUUUUCGCAAGUAUACCACAUGCGACAUGAGAAACUACAUUGCGGGUUUAACGGGAUGGUUCACCCAAAAAUGAAAGUUUUCUCAUAAUUUAUUCACCCUCAUGUCAUCCCGGAUGUGAACGACUUUCUUUUUUCUGCUGAAAACAUCCAAAGAUUUUUAGAAGAAUAUCUCUGCUCUGUUGUUCCUUACAAUGAAUCUGAAUGGUGACCAGACCUUGAAAGCUCCAUAAAUCUCCACUUUCACUUUCAGUUGUAAAAGUGAAAGUGGAGAUUUACAGUAAAAAGGACUUAAAUAUUGAUCUGUUUCUCACCCACACCUAUCAUCUGAAGACAUGGAUUAAACCACUGGAGUCGUAUGGAUUACUUUUAUGAUGCAUUUAUAUGCUUUUUGGACCUUCAAAGUUUGGUCACCAUUCACUUGCAUUGUAUGGACCUACAGAGAUGAAAUAUUCUUUUAAAAAUCUUUGUUUGUGUUCAGCAGAAGAUGGAACGUCAUAAACGUCUGGCAUGCAGGUGAGUAAACGAUGAGAGAAUUUUCAUUUUUGGGUGAACUAUCCCUUUAAUCCAAAAACACAUUCCUAGUGGAUCAGUUUUUGUUAAAGCACUUUUAAGGAAUGUUGGCAAUUUUGUUUUUUUGUAAGAGGUUUUAGGAAGACUUGCUGGCCAUAGAAGUUACAAAAACAAAAGGGAGAGAUGAGACCUCAAAUGAAAGACUCUUAUGAUCCCUCCUGAUCACCAAAAUGUGUUCACUUUAUAACUUGUGGUUCAUUCCACAAGCAUAACCACACAGAUUUCGAAAGCAAAUCACAUUCCGUUAAAGUUCAGUUAACAGUCAAGAGAAAAGCACCAGAAAUUGUUGGUGCAGUAUUGACUUGUAUUUGUAGAAAUACAUUGAAAUUAAUAGAACUAGAUUGUACAAAGUGUUGAUUGGGAGACGAGAGUGCAUUUACUAGGUGCAUGUCUGUGAAAACUGGCUACUUACAGGGAUUUUUGCUGUUGUAUUGUUUGUUUGUUCCUUAAUCUUGUUUAUUUUCAGUUUUUGUGCAAUUACUUUGCUUUUUGUAUUUUAUUUUUUUUCUGUUGCGAUUCGAAUGGAAGUAAUCUACAAAAGCAGAGGGGGAAAAUUAUAAAAUUAAUAUUUAAAUUUGACUAUUCAAAGAGCCAUUUCCAAAGGCCCUGUACAGAUUCAAUCAUGUUGAACAGUCCAGAAUUAGACUUUGAAUUUGUUUCAGGGAAGCAGUCACAAAAUCUUCUACAAAGACUAUAUUAUAUAUUUGUUGAACACUAAUGUUUUUGUAAGUUGUUUUAUUGGUAAAGGAGUAAAGUUGUUAGAACUAUCGGAAACCCUCAGUCAUACAUUGUGAAAAAGUUUGUGUAUUUCUUAACGUACGUAAUGGCCUUAACGGUUCUCAGUUAUUAGACAACAAUAGUGAUGCAUCAUCUUUUAGGAGAAUGUAUCAACAAAACUUUCAGUUUUGUCAAGACUUUUCAAGUCAGCUGUGUUAAGAUGCCCCCUGCUGGUAAUUAGGUUUAAAAGCACAGUCUUAUUUUAUGUUUACCAAACUCUUAAUUCAUACUGUUGCUGGAACCCAACCUCAUUAGAGUGUCUAAAAUUCCAUGCAGAUAUUCAGUAUUAAUCGGUUUAGAGAGAUAGUUUACCUCCCCUCUGUUAAAUGUGAAAUGCGUCUUUUCUUAUGGUAAUGCUUCUUUUAUAGAUAAGUGUUUGUAUUGCGUCAAAUUGUUCUUAGUUUUUUGUUUUGAAUGGUGAAGUCGUGUUAUUUUAAGCAUAAAUGCAAAAGCUGCUAAUUGGGUGUCAUUGCUUUGCUCUUUCCGGUGAUCGGAUUAAUUUGGCCUUUAACACCAGCACAAAUUCGAUCUCUGCUGUAACUCGAUCCAGUUUGCCUUUAAAAUUGUCUCCCACUUAUUUUUUGCACAGAAAAUACAAGCUUAUGAUGCACAUCCUCGACAAAAGUUAAUCAAACAUUUUUGUUUGUUGUUUAUUUGUUUGUUUUGUAUUUUGCAAUAAUUUCAUUGUUGUUCUUUUUAUUCUCUGAUGUACAGAAGUAUGAUCGUAUGUGGUGUGUACACUGAAAGUUUGCAUCAUAUCAACACUUCUGGUUAUGAAAACUAAAAACACAAUUUUGCAUUGGAAUACAGAAAAGAUUAUGUGUGUUUAAAAAUGAUGUGUAGAAACUGUUUCUAUUUACGGUUUAUGUACGGUUUGACUAUCAUCAAUAAUGUUUUGAAUUCUUUUCUCUUUUUCUCCAAGCCAAAAAGACAAUAUGGUGUCAAAUGGAGUAUAGAGAAUAUGUUUUCAUGCUUCAGUCACAUGGAUUUAGAAAUUAUUAUUAUUAUUAUUAU